CUUCUUCCUUCCUCCGGCCCACACACGCGAUUUGCUUAAGGAGAUGUGGUGGGGGGAGUGAUGAAAUGAGCAAGAAGUGGUAGAUUCAUUGAGACCCGUUCCCUUCUCAAGAGAGCGGUUGCAAAAAGAGGAGCUCGGGAGGGGAAGAAGCAGAGCGAGGAGAAGCGAUCGCAGGCGGCGGCAGCAGCCCAGCCCCUGAAGAGCACAGGAGCUUGUAAAGGCGGGGUGGGAAGUCAGGGUUGCUGCCGGUAGUGGCUCAGCGAAGCUGCCUUUUUGUAACGGUGAAGAAUUGAUUCUGGGCACUAGGGGGGUGCUGGAUGAUAGGCAGGGUGUUCCCGCUGCUCAUCGGCGACGUGCAAAGCGCUCUUUCUGAUUGCAUUUGACUUGCAAUGCCGGCUUCUCUUUGGAAUGCAAAACCGUGCACAGGAUGAAAUCAGGUCACUCUUCUAGAAUGCCAGAGGAAAGUUCCCCACGGAGGACUCCCCAGAAUGUCCCGUAUCAGGAUCUUCCUCAUUUGGUCAAUGCUGACGGGCAGCAUCUCUUCUGCAGAUACUGGAAGCCAGCUGCCACUCCAAGGGGACUUGUGUUUGUUUCACAUGGUGCUGGAGAACAUUGCUGUCGCUAUGAUGACUUGGCCCAGAUGUUGACAGGAAUCAACUUUUUUGUAUUUUCUCAUGACCAUGUUGGCCAUGGGCAGAGUGAAGGAGACCGUAUGGUCGUGUCAGACUUCCAUGUGUUUGUCAGAGACAGCUUGCAGCACAUUGACCUCAUGAAGAAAGAUCACCCAGGCCUCCCUGUGUUCCUUCUAGGGCACUCCAUGGGAGGAGCCGUCGCCAUUCUUACUGCGUGCGAAAGACCAAAUGAUUUUUCAGGCAUGAUAUUAAUUUCUCCUUUAGUCGUCGCAAGCCCAGAUGUAGCGACACCAAUCAAGGUUUUUGCAGCUAAAGUACUUAACUUCGUGCUACCAAACCUGUCCCUGGGCUCUAUCGACCCAAGCGUUGUUUCCCGGAAUAAGAAAGAGGUUGAAUCUUACUGUUCAGACCCCCUGAUUUACCAUGGUGGCAUGAAAGUCUCCUUCGUCAUCCAGCUCCUGAACGCCAUUGCCAAAAUAGAGCGUUCUCUCCCCAAACUGACACUCCCCAUCCUGGUGCUUCAUGGCUCACCUGACAAACUCUGCGAUAUCAAAGGCUCUUAUUUGUUAAUGGAUACUGCAGCAAGUCAAGAUAAAACACUGAAGGUGUAUGACGAAGCUUAUCACGUCCUCCACAAAGAGCUUCCUGAGGUGACUACUUCUGUUUUUAAGGAAAUACAGACAUGGAUUGGUCAGAAACUCUCAGCAGCUGAAGAAGCCCACCAUCCUUAAGGAAAGCAACUCUGAGACUUUCUUAAACAAUGGUUGGGAUUUUCUGGGAAGGGAAGUGUUGUUGUUUUUUAUUCUUUCUUUGCAACUUCGUUUCAGGAGAGGGGGAAAUCUCUUAAAGGGACUCCUGAAAUAUAUUGUUUUUAAACAGAAAUUCCUGUGGCAUGAGGAGGGGUUUGCCAUGUAGCCGUUUAAAGGCUAUUCUACCAGAGGAAAGAGCUAGGAAAAGUAUCAGUUCAGGCUUCCCACCUAGGAGUGCUGCGUUGAGGGACUUUUUUGAAUCCCUCUCAAAAUCAAGAACAAAUUCCACCCCUGUUCUUUGUUUUCCAAGGAGUUUCUGAGGUGCUGAAGUAAUUUUUUUUAAUACUGCAAUAAUCUUCAGAAUGUUUUAAAGUUUGGCAUCUUCUGUGUCAUUCGGUUUCUAUUUUUGCCAGAUUACAAUUCCUCUCUCCUGUACUUUCAAGACUGCAAAUAUACCCAGGAAAGUCUUAGCCACAUCGAAAUGGAGUUAGGAAGCAAGUUGGUGGUGGAGCCUUUCCAUGUGUGAAUUCAAAACUGAUCCUAUUUAAGAUAGGCUCUGGUCAGGCCGAAGAGUCGCUCAGCAUGUAACCCUUCAGAGGCCAAAGACAAGGAGGAACCCUUUAGGCCACUGUACCAGCACACAAACAGCUUUGCACUCUGAAACGGCAUGGCGUAGAGCCGUUUAACGAUCAGCCCGAGAACUGACACCACCAAGGAGCAGGACUAAUGCAGAAUAGUGUUCUCUAGAAGUCUAAGCAUACUGAAGAGAUGCUGCUGCUUCCAGAAACCAAAUCUUGCUUCUGUAUGAGAACUGUAAAUACUCGUUGGGGCUGCUUUUCAUGUUACUUGUGAUACUGAUAAUUUAAGAUGUAAAGUCAAAGUUAUAUUUAAAGAGAAAUAUUAAAUAUAAUAUAUAAUGUUUCUGUAGGUUGCUCAGAGAUAUCUGGAAGAGGAGGAGUAAGGGAGCAAAGUAUAGAAUAGAUGCAAGGGUUGCAAUUCCUUUGCCUGAUGUCCCUUUAGGGUACUUCCAGACAGCACAAGAGCAACUCUGCCAUGUUGUAAACUGAAUGCAAUUGUCACUUAAAAACCAGGGAACAGCCAAGCAUUUAUUUUCCAUAGUUCAUACACUCCUACUCCUAGUUUUAGCUAGAAGGGGCAGGAUAGAAGUAGCUCAUCUGUUGUGGGGCUAGCAUUUCCCCCCCCCCCCCCGUUCCCUUUUUCUUAUCUACAUUUGGGGGGAAAUUAGGGAGUAAGAAAAAGAAGCCAAAGUAAUGGAAGAGAGAGGGGUAUUCGGCAAUCAUAGACAAGGGUCCUGGGUUAGUAAAACUGUACUGGAUUAUUCUCGGAGUCUGUUCUAUAUGGAACCUUGGGAGCUGGAUCACUAGAGCAGAUGGGGGAAAUGCAGGUUAGUGGUUUAUAAUACAUACCUGUAGGGUGGAGGGGGAUGUGUGGUGCUGAAAAUUGUAGCAAGGAGAGCCAAUUUGUUGAGUGGUGCAUGUGUUGGUGAGAGAGACUGUGAUCUGUGGAGAGGGAUUUGGAUUUGGUCUUGUUUGUGGUAAACUGGGGUGGGGUGUUGGAAGCAAGGGAGUUGCGUGGGAUCUCUUAAUCUAAACAAAGGUUGGGGUAUCAGCCUUAACUUGCACUAGCUGCUUGACCAGCCCAGGAAAAGGAGCUGCCCCUAGCUGGUCAAAUACUUGCUAUCCAGCUAUCAAAUAGUGCUUCCAGAGAGCCAAAUCUGCCGUGUUUGUUCAAAUAAUGUCUAAAAUCACACACACACUCACUCUCUCUCUCUCACACACAC
Messenger RNA from Elgaria multicarinata webbii, 3182 nucleotides. It is a transcript of the gene MGLL, whose product is annotated as monoglyceride lipase. Lineage: Eukaryota; Metazoa; Chordata; Lepidosauria; Squamata; Anguidae. The transcript is spliced from 8 exons. Gene Ontology annotation, molecular function: monoacylglycerol lipase activity. Bases 428 to 1363 code for a protein of 311 amino acids. The record is from RefSeq and is a predicted model, not a curated record. Gene Ontology annotation, cellular component: membrane.